Molecule: messenger RNA, 1581 nt
Organism: Lodderomyces oxycetoniae
Lineage: Eukaryota; Fungi; Ascomycota; Pichiomycetes; Serinales; Debaryomycetaceae
Gene: ULP2
Product: SUMO protease
Exons: 1
Coding region: 1-1581 (526 amino acids)
Biological process (GO): protein desumoylation; proteolysis
Cellular component (GO): nucleus
Molecular function (GO): deSUMOylase activity
Source: RefSeq, a predicted model, not a curated record
AUGUACAAUGGUAACCCUAUAGUACGUAAUGAGAGGAUAUUUAUAGAAGAAGAUGGUCAUAUUGAUGUAAGGCAAUUAUUUGAUAAUCAACAGCUGGCGAAAACGUCCCUGGUAGAAGAGGUUUGGGGCUUUAUCAAUCGAGUUGUAUCUUGUUUAAAAGUUUAUCUAUUAUCGCUACUAGGGAAUUGCAGUAGGCAUAACCCUUUUUUAUACAAGCAGCUGCUCGAAAAGAAUGUCCAGCAAACAAAGAUGCUAAACAAUGAAUCAAAAUCUAACGACAUUUCAGAUAUAGAGAUUAUCAGCAAACAAGAUUUCAUCACAAACGAUUACCACUUGGUAAAUAAACAAACAUCUCCGCGACUACGUGAAAACAGUAUCUUGGUUGACUACGAUGGUGAUGGUUUUGGUGAUGGUUUUGGUUUUGGUGAUGGUGGGAAUUGGACUUUAAGCUCACUGGAACAUGAUAGACACGACGAGAUGCAAAAUGUUGGUCGGGCGCUACGAGGGAUGGCUAUCAAAAGAUUACAAUCCAAUGCUAAACCAGUUUCUUCCCAAUAUGGCACAGACUUUUCAAUUGCAAAACCAAUCCAGUAUAAUCUUCCCGCAGCUACUGUUUUAUCCAACAUGGUUAAAGCUACAACAGCACUGUCCAACAUGGUUAAAGCUACUUCAACAGCACUGUCCAGCAUUGGUCAAUUCGGCAUACCACCAAAACCUAUAACAAAAUACCAAGAAUCGGUACUAAAUUACUAUGCGCAUACUAAACUCCUAUCUACCACAUCACCUUCAAUAUUGGAUACUCUUAUUUCAAACAUUCGCAAGGAGAAGAUCACGUCAACUUUUGAACAAACUCAAGCUAAAAUUCAAGACUUGAUAACAAAAAAGAGAUUAGAAACAAGCACAACAACCACUGCAGUUCAAAAAUUGACCGAUGAGCAAUUAAAGCAAGUUUAUCAAGCUUGGGAAUCGAAUCCAAGAAAAUUGUAUGUUGUUAAAUAUAGCAUCGAAUUAGUAGCAGGCGAUAUACAAACACUAAAAGAUAAUCGAUGGUUAAAUGACAAUGCAAUAGAUUUUUAUAUCAAUUUGAUAAUGCAAGAAAUUCCCCGUAUAUUUGGAUGGACAACACAUUUUUAUACAACUUUAGAGGAACGAGGAUACAAGGGAGUUGAAAGAUGGGCAAAGAGGAAAAAAUUGGAUUUGUUCACAAUGGAAAAAAUUUUGGUUCCUGUUAAUAUUCAUAACACUCAUUGGGCUCUAGCUGUGAUUGACAAUAAAGAGAAGAGUAUAGUGUAUUAUGAUUCAUUAGAUGGUUCAGGAAGAGGCAAUAUCGAAGCCGUUUCAAAUCUACAAAUGUAUAUGGAUAAAGAAGCUCAAAGACUAGGUCGUGAUUCAAUAACUUAUAAAUUGGUUCCUUCAAGAAAAGCUCCGCAGCAACGAAAUGGCACAGAUUGUGGAGUUUUUACAUUAGUCGCAGCAAGAUACAUUGCUGAAAAUAAGGAGUUGAACUAUUCGCAAACAGAUAUGAAAACUUUAAGAAGGCGAAUUGUGUAUGAAAUGUUGAAUAAUUUACUACUAAAAUAA